AUGACUGCAACAAUCGUCUGUCCCAGCGAAGCGGAUGUAGUGAUCUGUGGGGGUGGAGGAGCGGGGUGUGUCAUAGCAACGCGUCUAGCGCAAGCUCGACCUGAUCUGUCGAUACUUCUGCUAGAACAAGGGCCAGACAAUCGAGAAGUGAAACGGUUGAACCGUCCCCUCGAUAGCCUUUUCUGGCUUUUCCAACAAAACCCAUAUCUAAAAUGGAUCGACUGUGAGCCUGAGCAGGAGCUAGGAGGACGUCAGCCAAGGAUACCCGUUGGGAAUAUACUAGGAGGUGGAACAAGUAUCAACACCCUUAUGUACAAUACUCCUGCCGCUUCUGACUUUGACGACUGGAAUCAACCUGGAUGGAAUUAUAGAGACCUGGAGCCGUUGAUUCGCAAAUCGAUCAAAUUCCUGAGCCCAGAGCAGCCUGGAAGCUCACCGCAUAGUGAUGAAGGAGUCUUCCAUGUGUCUCGUGGAGGACAUUCCGUAUCUUACGGUGAAGAGUACGCCAAGGCAUGUAGAUUGGUUUUAGGAGAGGCCGAGGAAUGUGAGAACAUCACAACAUAUAGAACGGGACAUGGGUUCGGUCGACAACCCAAACUCAUCACUUCCGAUGGCAAACGAUCCAACGUAGCAGAUGCUUACCUUCACCCGUGUCUGGCAAAGAACCUCACCGUCGUGACGGGUGUAACCAUAGACAAGGUCAUCUUCAAGGGAAAUGAAGCAGUCGGUGUAAAGGUUAUCGGGAACAAUCUGCCUUCAGCGUCUUUCGGCACCAAUGAGAAGUAUACUAAGACCGUCAAGGCUAAUGAAAUGGUCGUCUUGACCUGCGGAGCUUUGGGAUCGCCAGCAGUGUUAGAGAGAAGUGGUAUCGGUAGUGCAGAGGUGUUGAAGGCUGCGGGUGUCGAGGUGAAGCUCAUCUGCCCCAUGUAUCGAGCUACAGAAGGCUACUAUGAACCUUUCGACAGGUAUGCCAGAGGUGACAAAACCGUCAAAGAGCCUAUAGAUGAAGAAUACGAACGGACGGGCAAAGGAAUCGCUGCCAGUAACGGUUUUGACUUUGGGAUGAAGAUUAGGCCAACCAAGGAGGAGAUUUCAUCGAUGGGUCCUGCAUUUGAGAAGUACUGGAAACGCAUCGGUGCGGAAAAGCCUGACAAACCUCUGUAUUCUAACGUUAUCCUUCCCUACUUCUACUCGUAUCGUCCACCACCUGAAGGCAAGUACUUCUGCAUAGGUGGUUUCCACAACUAUCCCGCGUCCAGAGGAUCCGUUCACAUCAGAAGCACUGAUCCUUUCGCUCUCCCUCGAGCUGUAUCUGGGUUUCUGACGAGACCAGAGGACCUGCCUGUUCAUGUAUGGUACUACAAGAAACAACGUGAAUUCUGUCGUCGAUUGCCCUUUUACGAAGGCGAAGAACCCGACUCUCACCCUCGAUUCGAUCCGACAUCUCCCGCUCGACUCAGAACUUCAGACGAUCUCAAUAGAACAGAUAAGCCCGUAGAAGAGGAUGCUAUACCUUAUUCAGCUGAAGACGAUAGGGUGAUCGAGCAAUAUGUGCGGGAGAAUGUUGCGACAGCUUACCACUCUAUCGGGACUUGUGCAAUGAGGGGUCGAGAAGUGAUGGGUGUGGUGGACGCUAGGCUGAAUGUUCAUGGGGCGAAGAAGCUCAAGGUGGCGGAUCUUUCCAUAUGCCCCUCGAACAUCGGCAGCAAUACCACGAGUAUUGUGUUGCUGAUAGCGGAGAAUGCUGCUAGGAUCUUCCUCCAAGAUCUCGAUGCGACAAAUGGGGGUAGACAUGGAUCUGCGAAGUUGUAA
Messenger RNA from Kwoniella botswanensis, 1812 nucleotides. RefSeq lists its product as uncharacterized. Gene Ontology annotation, molecular function: oxidoreductase activity, acting on CH-OH group of donors; flavin adenine dinucleotide binding. NCBI's taxonomy places the organism in Eukaryota, Fungi, Basidiomycota, Tremellomycetes, Tremellales, Cryptococcaceae. The record is from RefSeq and is a predicted model, not a curated record. The coding region runs from base 1 to 1812 and encodes 603 amino acids. The transcript is spliced from 15 exons.